Messenger RNA from Aplysia californica (California sea hare), 2785 nucleotides. Its product is annotated as post-GPI attachment to proteins factor 6. Lineage: Eukaryota; Metazoa; Mollusca; Gastropoda; Aplysiida; Aplysiidae. The record is from RefSeq and is a predicted model, not a curated record. Gene Ontology annotation, cellular component: plasma membrane.
GUUUAUGAUAGGGAUAGGAAGGAAGGGAAGAAAAAAGACCAACCCAAAGACCAAGAGUCGGUCGCACCUAGGGUCCUAGGCCCAGAAUGAUUUUCCCUUCAGCGUACUACUGACUGACUGGUCUGAUUAGGCCUAGAUCUACAUCUUUCAUAGAACUUAGUUGAAAGAAGCGAUCCCAACUUUCCAUGGCCCACUAGCUUGGCUAAGAGCUAAGUCCUGGUCGUUAUUUUUUUAAGAAACACAAUUCCCCCACAGCGAAUGGAUGGCAGGUUUGUCUCUCUCACGCCCGUCCCUCUCCAAAGUCUCCGCCUUGAUUUCCUCCCACCCUGCGUGUUCCCUCCGACCUAUAGUGGCUUUAUUCCUCGCUGUUCUCUUCACAGCAAUUUCAGAUGACGCUUCCGCAGAGGAGAUCUGGAACUUGCCGAGACCCGUGCUGGGCUAUGAAAGUUACCUAGACGUCUCCCCGGUGAGGUACAUGGUACCAGACGGCAUAAGUGUCAUGAACUUCACUUUCCAGACGUCCAAAAGUUUCCUACACUGUCCACAAGAGUCUCUGAAAUUUUUACUUCAACGGGGCGGCCUCCCUUUGAUCACGCGGACCAACUCGACUUUCCCCGACAACUUUCUGGUGAACGAUGACCCGUCCUUGCACUUCUCGUUAAGACCAGGCGUUUUGUUCAGUUUUGGAUUGAACCAGCCCCUGCCAGGCUCCUGGUACGUGGUGGCCUAUCACGAAGGUGUCGACACCAAAAUCAGACAGAAGGGCUUCAACGACGGAGACAAAUGUAUAUAUUCUUACAUGUCUCAGCUUCAGUUAGGACCGCCUGUGAAGGCUCAGCGCAUUAACAUCAUGGAGCGUCACAUGGUUACAGUGGGGCCGCAGGAUUCUAUUUUUAGCUUCAAAGUCCCUCGGUCCACGUCCAGCUUCCAGGUGAUCGUUGACUCGUGCGACCCCGAGGACUGUAGCCUGGUGCUCAGUAGCCUCUCUUCCCAGGCCCAGCUGCCGCAGCCCGCAAAGAAAGUGUGCACCAACGGCACCAUGGGCUGCGCGCUCGACGUGCCCUCGCCCUCCUUACAGAGCCUGCAGUUUGUCUACAUCUCCUCGGAGCGAGCCAACCAGAGGAUCUCGUUUACCGUCACCGUUAUGGGAUGUCCCUCGGAGCUGGUGAAGGGCAACUGCGCGUCGAUGGGCGUGCUGGACCGGAUCCAGGCCCUGGAGCCGUUCACGGCCCUGUACGGCUACAUCGAGAGGAAGACCAUCUCGUUCACCGUCGGGGCCGACAUCGCUCCCUACGUCGUGGUACCGUUCGACAUCCUGGAGCCCAACGACGUCGGGGCCACGCUCAAGUGGAGGAUGCAGCCCAUCAAUUUCACCGAUGCCCAGGUUCUAGUGUGCGGAGCCCUGCUCUACGACCGCCUGCCCGAGCUGACGGACCACUUUGACGUGUGUCAGGACCUGGGCUGGAGCGUGCGGGCCAACUACAGCGAGGCGGGGAACCACGAGGUGGUCCAGUACGUGCCUUACCCGAGGGCCGGCCUCUGGCACAUCCUGCUGCAGGCCACUUGCUUUGACGAUAAGGGACAACGUUUGCCCAAGUGCCCGUCCAUCGUGUUUAUGGACGUGUCCCUGGAAGUCCAGCCGUGCAUCGACGGUGGGUGUAGGGACAGAGGAAGCUGUGAGUUUGUGACCCGCGGUUCGGAUCUCAUCGCCUACACCUCGUGUCAGUGUGACGCAGGGGCCACAAAAUGUACAAGCGACGUAAGCUGUACCCGAGCCCGCGACGCUAUCUGCUGUUUCUGAUGCCUGGCGUGGUCCUGGCGGCCGUGGGGGCGGCCGUUUUUUCCUUCGUGGAGACCAAGGACAACUACAAGUACGUGCACAGCUUCUGGCACGUGUCCAUCGCGCUGUGCAUCUGCUUCCUGUUGCCGCCCAAGAGGGUCGGGGAAAAAGGUGAAUUGAAGCUCAACUUUGAUUGAAAGAAACAAAAUUUUGGUUGAAAAAAAAACCCCAACAACAAAACUUUGACUGAAAAAAACGGGAGUUUUUAUUGAAAAAAUGGAGUAUUGAUUGAAAAAACUGAAUGUUGAUUGAAAAAAAACCAGAACUAUGAAUGGAAGAGCAGAGUUUUUAUGGAAAAAAUGGAACAUUGAUUGACAAAACUGAAUGUUGAUUGAAAAAAAAAUUGAACUUUGACUGCAAAAAAUGAGUUUUUAUUGAAAAAAUGGAGUAUUGAUUGACAAAAAUUAAUGUUGAUGGAAGAAGUGACUGUGUUUUAGCGUUUUGUGAUAGGCCUGGCUGUUGAGGGAUGUGCGCACACCUUUGAGGGGAUGUUCGUUGUAGCUUAGUCCAACUUCCUUUCUCCAAGUAAUUGUGGCUGUGUUGUCUACUGUGAUUUUGGUUUAUUUUCUACUCUUUAGAUAAUGUCACUGCUGCCAAAUCCCUUUGAAAAAAAAUAGUUAGAAAUACCAUAUCGGACAGUUAAUGUUAAUGGGUGGUUGGCGGGUGCUCUGGUGUGGUUUGCUUCUUCUUUCCUAUCAAACAUCUAUCGUCCUUAUCUCCCCGUCUUUUUUAUGUUUGUUACUCUCUUGUAACCCCUCUAAUCUUCUGGCACUCAUAUUAUGAUCUUAUGCAGUUGUGAGCGCCGUAAAACCUCUACUACUGAAACUAAAACUAAAGUAAUUGUGGCAGUGUUGUCUAUUAUGAAUUUUUGUUUAUUUCAUCCUGUUUAGAUAAUAUCUCUGCUCAUAAGUUUUUUCUACGAAGAGAGGAAAAGUCUCUUUUUUA